This is a messenger RNA of Cyphomyrmex costatus, 1017 nucleotides long. RefSeq lists its product as uncharacterized. Lineage: Eukaryota; Metazoa; Arthropoda; Insecta; Hymenoptera; Formicidae. The coding region runs from base 1 to 1017 and encodes 338 amino acids. The transcript has a single exon. The record is from RefSeq and is a predicted model, not a curated record.
AUGCGUGACGAGGAAGUGCGACCGCAGACGUCACAGCAACCAAAUUUAGGUGCACAACAGUCGGAGCGAGAGAUACAGGUAUCGGAGCAGCAGCGCAUUCAGGGUACGCAGUCGACUCAGCAGCAGCAGUGGAUGCGCCGAGAUAUGGCACAGCCAUUGGAUUUUUUCGCGAUGGGCAAUGAGGUGAGCCGCGUUGGCAUGCGAAUGCCAGAAUUUACGCCCGCGGAUCCUGAACUCUGGUUCAGUAUAGUCGAUCGCAGUUUCCAAGCCGCCGGGAUAACGGUCGAUGGAACGAAAUUCGGGUAUGCGUUGACAGCUAUCGGUCCACGGUACACGACGGAAGUUAGAGAUAUUAUCAUGAAUCCGCCCGCGGAGGGAGCAUACGAGACGUUGAAGUCGGAAUUGAUAAAACGCCUUAGCCUAUCGCAGGAGCAUAAAACUCGUAGACUCCUCGAACAUGAAGAAAUCGGCGAUAGGAAACCGUCGCAGUUUUUGCGACACCUUCGCGGACUGGCCGGAAGUGUGAUUGGCGACGGCGUGUUACGGACGGUAUGGCUGAGUCGAUUGCCGGCGUACAUACAGCCACAUUUAGUGACGCGCACGGCGGAUACACUGGAGCAGCUAGCGGACAUGGCUGAUGCGAUUGUGGAGGCGCCCAUGUUUCAGAUCGCGGAGGCUGCGCGAGUCCCGGUACGUCAGAACACGAAUGACGAUGCUUCCACUGAAGCAAAAUUAGAAUUGCGUUUAGCGCAAUUUCGUUUGAGUCUGCAGCAGGAGUUGGCCGAACAAUUGACGGCGAUCCGAAGAUCGAUCGAAGCGAUCGGGGAGCCGCGUUCUCGCGGAGAUAACCGCAGCGACGGUCGACGCCGGGGGCGUUCAUGUUCGAGGUCGCGCCCUCGAGAGCAUGGACAUGCUUCAAAUGGUCUUUGCUGGUACCAUUGGCGUUAUGGACCAGACGCGCACCGAUGCGAGGCACCUUGCUCGGCAGCGCAGGGAAACAUCGCGGCCGGUCGUUAG